This is a messenger RNA of Myxocyprinus asiaticus (Chinese sucker), 6988 nucleotides long. RefSeq names its product regulating synaptic membrane exocytosis protein 2-like. The coding region runs from base 219 to 4637 and encodes 1472 amino acids. Gene Ontology annotation, molecular function: transmembrane transporter binding; small GTPase binding. The transcript has 27 exons. The record is from RefSeq and is a predicted model, not a curated record. Lineage: Eukaryota; Metazoa; Chordata; Actinopteri; Cypriniformes; Catostomidae. Gene Ontology annotation, biological process: positive regulation of synaptic transmission; regulation of synaptic plasticity; intracellular protein transport. Gene Ontology annotation, cellular component: cytoskeleton of presynaptic active zone; presynaptic membrane.
UGCAUCCAUUUGUGUGUAUUUAAGAUAUCUUGAAGAAUUAACAAACCUGGAGGUAAGCGAGGCACGGAGGAGCGGAGGGACUCGAAAAGGAAACAAACGUGAGGGGGAUUCGACAUCUUUAUUAUGAAAUACAAACGAACUUUUCCCGGACGAUGACAACGAUGGGUUAGACUGGAUUGAACGCGAUGAUGGCCAAAUAAAAGCAGUAGUGUGUAAAGAUGUCCGCUCCAGCCGGGCCCCGCAGCGGGCCUGUUCUGCCGGAGAUGCCGGACCUGAGCCACCUCACCGAGGACGAGAGGAAGAUCAUCCUCGGUGUCAUGGACAGGCAGAAGAAAGAGGAGGAAAAGGAGCAGUCCAUGUUGAAGAAAUUGCACCAGCAAUUUGAGAUGUACAAGGAGCAAGUGAAGAAGAUAGGAGAGGAAGCACCAACCACCCCGGAACAGAAGGGUGAAGCCCCCACCUGUGGAAUCUGCCAUAAAACUAAGUUUGCCGACGGCUGUGGCCACCUCUGUUCUUAUUGCCAAACAAAGUUCUGUGCACGCUGUGGUGGACGUGUUUCACUGCGCUCAAACAAGGUGAUGUGGGUAUGCAACCUGUGCCGAAAACAACAAGAAAUCCUCACCAAGUCUGGGGCCUGGUUCUACAGCGGCCCGGGGGGCACCAUGCCCUCGGGUGCGAGUGACCCUCGCCGUCGCCACGAAGAAGCUCCGCAGGAGAAGAAGGCCAAACUGCAGGAAGCCCCGCUUCUGUACCAGGGGCCACCAGGGGACAGCAGCAGAGCUCCAGGACUCCCGCGACAGGCAUCUCUUAACAACGACUCAGAUCUAAAAGCCAACAACCCUCUGAGCAACAGGAAAAGAAGCCCGUCAGCAACCAGGGAUCCAAACCAAAAAUACGACCAAAGGGAGGAGAAGGCGGGGCGUUCGCAGUAUGCACAAGGAGAGGGCGGCAUGCCACGAUCGCCGUCUGACUACGGGGCUGGAGAGCGGCAAUGGCGAGGAGGCUAUGGUCGCUCCUACGAGGAUGCAGAGGUAGCGCGAGAGGCAUACCGUGCUCGACGGGGUGGCUGGCACUCUCAGGAAGAGUACCCGCCAGAACCAGGCUUCCUACCUGAUGGCCCACCCCUCAGCGAGCACGAGCUUCAGCGCCAACGGCAGGAGGAGUACCAGAACCGUUACCGCAGCGACCCAAACCUUGCCCGCUACCCGGUCAAGCCACAACCAUACGAGGAACAGAUGCGCAUGCAUGCGGAAGUCUCGCGCUUCAGGCACGAACGGCGCCACAGCGACGUCUCCCUGGCUUACACGGAGCUGGAGGUGCCGCUAGCCCCCCUACACGGCCCCAACUAUUCGCCGGGCCACGGACAUACCCAACGGAGGUCCAACCACAGUCCCCCGGGUGUAGACUCCCUCCACAGGCAACAGCACCUAGAUCCCGUCUCAGCUGUGCGGAAGAGUAAAAGAGAAAAGAUAGAGAGCAUGUUACGGAACGACUCGCUUAGUUCCGACCAAUCAGAGUCGGUCAGACCGCCGCCGCCAAAACCUCACAAGACCAAGAGGGGCGGCAAAAUGAGGCAGGUGUCCCUGAGCAGCUCCGAGGAGGAACUGGCCACCACGCCCGAAUACACCAGUUGUGAGGAUGUGGAGAUCGAGAGUGAGUCCGUUAGUGAGAAAGGGGACAGUCAAAGGGGAAAAAGACAAACUUUUGAGCAGUCACACACCUUAUCUGAGGGCCAAAAGAAAAUGGUGCGCUUUGGGGGCCACUCUUUGGAAGAAGAUGCUGAGUGGUGUGAACCCCAGGUUAAAGACUCUGGGGUUGAUACGUGCAGUAGCACGACUCUAAAUGAGGAGCAUAGCCAUAGUGAGAAGCACCCGGUCACAUGGCAGCCCUCCAAAGAUGGAGAUCGACUCAUCGGCAGAAUUCUGCUCAACAAGACCAUGAAGGACAGCAGCGUUCCCCGUGACUCUGGAGCUCUUCUGGGACUGAAAGUGGUCGGGGGGAAAAUGACAAAGUCUGGCAGACUUUGUGCAUUCAUCACCAAAGUGAGGAAAGGCAGUUUAGCGGAUACAGUUGGACAUCUCAGACCAGGUGAUCAGGUCCUAGAGUGGAACGGCCGACAGUUACAAGGAGCCACGUUUAAAGAAGUUUACAAUAUCAUUUUAGAAUCAAAGCCAGAGCCUCAGGUUGAACUAGUGGUCUCACGACCCAUUGGAGAUAUCCCCAGGAUACCAGAAAGCACACACGCACAACUGGAGUCCAGUUCAAGUUCUUUCGAGUCACAAAAGAUGGAGCGGCCCUCUAUAUCCAUCACGUCUCCCAUGAGCCCCGGUGUGCUUCGGGACGCCCCUCAGUACUUAUCAGGACAGCUUACAAGCCAAAGCCUUAGUAGAAGAAUUGAGCCUUUUAACCCUAAAGUUCAGGUCAAACUCUGGUAUGACAAGGUCGGCCAUCAGCUCAUCGUCACCAUUCUCGGUGCGAAGGACCUGCGAUCAAGGGAGGAUGGCCGACCACGGAAUCCUUACGUGAAAAUCUACUUCCUCCCUGAUAGAAGUUUGAAUAAUUGUUUCUCCAGUGACAAAAGCAAAAGAAGAACAAAAACGGUAAAGAAAUCACUAGAGCCCAAAUGGAACCAGACGUUUAUGUAUUCUCCCGUACAUCGGCGAGAGUUCAGGGAACGCAUGCUGGAAAUCACGCUGUGGGAUCAGGCCCGGGUACGAGAGGAGGAGAGUGAGUUCUUGGGAGAGAUCCUCAUCGAGCUGGAAACAGCACUGCUGGACGAUGAGCCGCACUGGUACAAGCUGCAAACGCAUGAUGUCUCAUCGGUGCCCCUGCCCAAAAGCUCCCCCUGCCUUCAUAAACGAGCACUGCAUGGAGAAAGCCCCUCACGCAGACUGCAGAGGUCCCAGAGGAUCAGCGACAGCGAGUUCUCAGACUAUGACUGUGAGGAUGGCGUUGGCGUUGUGUCAGACUAUAGAAAUGGCAGGGACCUUCAGAGCUCCACCCUCUCUGUGCCCGAGCAGGUCUUGUCAUCCAAUCAUUGCUCUCGAUCAGCAGACAUCAACCGGGCACGGUCUCGAUCGCCCAGCAUGCCCCCUUCUCAGAGGAAUUACGGAGCACCAGACCGACACGAGUAUCACCACAGGUCCCGUUCGGCAGAUCAGCGUGCUGCAAUGGAGCGUCCCAUGUACAGUCGCUCCCGCUCUACAGAGCGGCCGCCCGACAGGCCCCACAUGAGAUCAUCGAUGCCCUCCUUGCCGUCUGGACACUCCGCGCCAUCGUCCCCUGCCUUAUCGAGGGCACAUCCCCGUGGUGGAUCAGCCCAGACCAGCCCCAACGGAACCCCAAUGAACUGCAGGAGAGGACGACAGCUACCACAACUGCCUCCAAAAGGGACACUCGAAAGAAGUGCUAUGGAUGUGGAGGAACGAACGCGGCAGAUGAAACUGAAGAUGAACAAGUAUAAACAGGGAACAGGCUCAGAUUCCAGACUGGAACAGGACUAUCCCCCGAAGCGCUCCGGCAAGGAUCCUCAGCGGGGAGAAAACCUCUCGGCCAAGUCUUCGGACAGUGAUGUCAGUGACGUGUCCGCUGUGUCGAGAACUAGUAGUGCAUCUCGAUUCAGCAGCAUGAGCUACAUCUCUGUCCAAUCAGAAAGGCCAAGAGGCAGCCACAAGAUCAGUGAAUUUACAUCCAAAAUGACAAACAGGCAAAUGGGAACGGCAGCCGGUGGCAACAUGACCAAGAGCACCAGCAUCGGCGGGGACAUGUGCAGUCUGGAAAAGACCGAUGGGAGCCAAUCAGACACUGCCGUGAGUCUAGUGGGUAUCGAUGACAAAAAACGGCGUUCCAGCAUCGGCGCAAAGAUGGCUGCGGUCGUGGGGUUGAGUCGAAAGAGUCGCAGCGCCUCCCAGCUCAGCCAGACAGAAGCUGGAGGAAAGAAGCUGCACAGCACGAUUCAGAGGAGCACAGAGACAGGUCUGGCAGUAGAGAUGCGAAGUCGAAUGACACGGCAGGCAAGCCGCGAAUCCACUGACGGCAGCAUGAACAGCUACAGCUCAGAGGGGAACCUCAUCUUCCCCGGUGUACGACUCUCUUCUGAGAGUCAGUUCAGCGAUUUCCUGGAUGGAAUUGGCCCCGCCCAGCUCGUUGGAAGACAGACGUUAGCCACACCCCCUAUGGGUGACAUUCAGAUCGGGAUGGUGGAGAAGAAAGGAGCACUGGAGGUAGAGGUCAUCCGAGCCAGAGGUCUUGUGGGAAAACCCGGUUCUAAGGCACUGCCAGCCCCUUAUGUGAAGGUGUAUUUAUUGGAGAAUGGUGCCUGCAUAGCUAAAAAGAAAACAAAAGUAGCACGAAAAACACUGGACCCAUUGUACCAGCAGCAGCUGCCAUUUGAAGAGGCUCCAGGAGGGAAGGUUUUACAGAUCAUUGUGUGGGGAGACUAUGGACGUAUGGACCACAAAUCCUUCAUGGGAGCCGCUCAGAUACUCUUAGAUGAUCUGGACUUGUCAAACAUGGUGAUUGGCUGGUUUAAGCUGUUCCCUCCCUCUUCACUGGUCGAUGCAACCUUGGCCCCCUUGACUAGAAGAACUUCCCAGUCGUCUCUCGACAGCGGUUCUGGACCAUUUGGUCGCUCGUAGCAGUUUUCUGAAAUAUAGCGUUAUUGUAGCAACCAUUGGGUGGAGUUUGAGAUUUGCAACAGGUCCCGUCUCCCCGGUAACACUGCAUGCUUGAUGUUGUGCGUUCAGAGCUUGUUUCUUAGGGGGUGAAAUAAGAGGUCCUGUUUUUGCUCGCAGAAAAAUGUCGCACACAUUGUGCACAAAGAGCACGCCCUAAGGCUAGAGGUGAGACAGGUGAAGAAAGCUGGAAAUGGGCUCCUUUAACUUGAAGAAAAUCAAAAUUCCUGCUUUUAGAACCUAUUUGAAGCCAUUGGAGAUGAAUUUGAACUGUGAGAACCAGUCAAAUUCCUCAGAAGCCCUUUUUGAAAUGGGGUAAAACGUUCUCUUCGACUUUUUGUUUUCCAUUUAAUUCAUGUUUCUUUUAAAUGUUGAUGUAUUUGUAUCUACAUGGGCUAACAGUGUUCUUUACCAGAUCCUGGGUCAAGCCAUGCCAACAGACUCAGAAAUGUACACAUUAAAACAAAAAUAUAACAUAGGAAAUGAGUUAGGAGCUCUGAUCAUUUAGCACCUCACUCCCCAGAUAAGAUUCUGCUAGAUCAAUGCAAUGUAGGUUUGAAUCAUCUUGAUGAACUUUUAAGAUCAAAUUGAAUUACUUCUCUUGAUACUGUCUGAAACCUAAACCUUUUUUGCAUGGACACAACUUUAGCUGAACUUAAAAUAAUAAAAUAAAUAGAAAAUAAAAAUAUUUUCUUGUGAUUGCAACUUGCAAAAAAAAAAAAAAAAAAAAAUGAUACAAGAAAAACUAACAGAAUAAGCCAUUUUCAACUAUUUAUAUUCUUUUUUUUUUUUUUUAAAGAUAAAUUUCACUAGUGCAUGGUUGUCGUGGGGAGUGAAUGCUACAGUGUGAUUUGAAAAACAAACCGUGUUUUUUUUUGUCCUGCAGACCAUUCUUUGGUCUCGCUACUGUAUUUUUACAGACAUGCAGAUAAAUGAAGAACUUAAGUUUAUUUACAGUGAAAAAUCUGUUAAUGUGACAAAGACAUAAAAAAAAAGAUAAAUGUCUAUGAUUUAUUAUUGUAAAGGCAUAUUAAGCCUUAUGAAGCUAAAGAUUAUGUGCAAAUUGUACAUGUUUCUCGACUUCUCCCUUGUCCCAGGGUAAACUCUGUACUUACUGCUUCCGUUGUCAGAUUUCUACCAAUAUCGUUCAGAUUCUUUGUUUUUUUAUUUAUUUUCAGGGCUGUUCAUUUCUUACAGGUCUGAUAGUUUUAGUCUGUAUAUUGUUCAUUUGUUUAACAAGCAUGUUGAAAAGGGUUUUUGGCAACAUGGCUUGGGCACAUCAGUAACUCAGUAGCAUGUUUUGAUAAAGACGAUAUUUGGAAAAAAAAAAAGAAAAGAAAAAUGCAGUUUCUUGUACAGUGCAUGUCAACGACGAUGCCCCGCCCCUUUGCCCUUUGAAUUGAAUUUUAGUGAAAAGUAGGCAGUGGUCACACAUGAACCAGAGGGGCAAAAUUCUGAAUGAACAUUCCACCUUGUAAAAUCAUACUUUGUUGAAGAUUUAAGGGAAAAUGUGACCAGGGAUUUUUAUAUCUUUACGGAAACAUGAGCUGCAGUAUUCCUGACAAAAGAGCCCAAAAUUUCACUAGAUCUUUUUACCGGUGACCACUGCAGCUCACAGACGUUUGCAGUAUUGUGCUGUGCAGUUUUCCGAGCAUGAUGCUGUUUGCAGAGAGACGCACAUGGGGAUGAUGAUAUUGCCACACAAUAUACCUUUCAGUUUUCAUUUCUUUGUUUUUUGAGAAAGAAGUCAUUUAAUAUAUUUUUGUUAGUUUAUUUACAAGCCAAGACCUAUUUAUUUUUUAUUUUCUAUUUUUAGUAAUAAUCAGAGCUUCUUAUAUCUGGGAAGUAUAUGAUUCAUAGUUUAAAUUUCUGAAUGGAAAUAUACAGUGAGACAUUAUACCUCUUCUAAUGAAUAAAUUCCGCAUUCUAGUGAUUAAUCAAAAUUCUUUUUUUUACUUAAUAAAAUUUUUCCUCCGUAACAAUUUUUCUGGCUGCCUAUCAUUUCCAUGUACAUCUGUUACCUGUCAAAAUUUAUUCUGAUUUUACUGGAAAUAUCUACACAAACUUCUCUAAAUACAGUCAGAUCUUUUGGAAGUGGGAUAAUGUCUCAUAUGAUGUCAAAAGUAUGUUCUGUUCUUUUUGAAAUGCCUUCUCUCUUUAUUAUUAUUAUUUUUUCUUUCUUUAUUUUGGUGCAAUGUGUUCAUGCCAAGGCUAUGUCUUGGUCAAGUAUGGUUGAGUACAGAGAUUUAUGCAAGUUAUUUUUCAAAAAAAUAAAUAAAUAAAAAAUGGAUAUUACACUGGAAAAUUGAGUGUUA